Molecule: messenger RNA, 1092 nt
Organism: Daldinia childiae
Lineage: Eukaryota; Fungi; Ascomycota; Sordariomycetes; Xylariales; Hypoxylaceae
Product: Actin-related protein 2/3 complex subunit 1
Exons: 3
Coding region: 1-1092 (363 amino acids)
Biological process (GO): Arp2/3 complex-mediated actin nucleation
Cellular component (GO): actin cytoskeleton; Arp2/3 protein complex
Molecular function (GO): actin filament binding
Source: RefSeq, a predicted model, not a curated record
AUGGCCGCCCCGGAGGUUCACCAUCUCUUCCAUCGACCUAUUGCUGACCAUUCCUUCUCGGCCGACCGUCAGACAUUGGCCGUCGCUAAGGACUCUACUAUCGAGUUAUACGGCAAGGUUGGAGGUGCCUUUAAGUUAAAAGAUGAGCUAAAAGGCCACGAUAAAACUAUCACCAGUGUCGAUAUUGCUCCAGGCAGCGGCCGAAUUGUCACGUGUUCCCAAGAUCGUAAUGCCCUAGUCUGGGAACCCUCUCCUACUGGUUACAAGCCAACUCUAGUACUUCUUAGAAUUGCUCGAGCGGCUACCUUCGUUCGCUGGUCCCCCUCCGAGACCAAGUUCGCUGUUGGCUCCGGUGACAGGGUCAUCGCUAUUUGCUACUUCGAAGAGGAGAACGACUGGUGGGUUUCUAAGCACUUGAAGAAGCCCAUUCGAAGUACCAUCACUAGUGUCAACUGGCAUCCUAACUCGGUGCUGCUCGCUGCCGGCUCUACCGAUGCCCACGCGAGAGUCUUCUCGAGCUUCAUCAAGGGUGUCGAUGCUCGUCCCGAGCCUAGUGUCUGGGGUGAACGUUUACCGUUCAACACCGUCUGCGGCGAAUUCUUGAAUAACUCUGCCGGUUGGAUUCACUCUGUCGCCUUCUCUCCGAGUGGUGACGCACUCGCAUUCGCUGCUCAUGACAGUAGCAUUACUGUCGUCUACCCUACCGCUCCUGAGCAACCUCCGCGAGCUGUCAUUAGCGUCAACACCCAGCUCCUACCUUUUAUGAGUCUAAUUUGGAACGGCGAGAGCGAGAUCAUCGCAGCCGGAUACGAUUGCGAGGCGUUUAGAUUCAGAGGUGACGCAUCUGGAUGGCAGCUGAGUGGCACUUUGGAAUCUAAGGGAGGUCCUGGUUUGGGAGAUGCGCGAGAAGAGUCCGCCUUGAAUAUGUUCAAGCAGAUGGACUUGAAAGGCAAGGCCAAAGACGACACUCAGCUAAAGACCGUUCACCAGAACACCAUCUCGACAGUCCGUGUAUACGAGUCCGAUGGCGGAGCCGUCACCAAAUUCAGCACAAGCGGUGUUGACGGUAGAAUUGUCAUCUGGCACACGUAG